UGCAGUAACAAAUACGUUCUUAACCAUGGAGAAAACCGAAGUGAUGAAACCAGAAACUCUUGAUGACCUGAUCAAAUUGCUGCAUAAACACUAUGAAAGUGAGGAUAUCAAUGUGACUGAGGUGAACAAUAUAAUGGAAGCAUAUGACAGCAAUCCACAGGAAUGGAUGAAAUUUGCAAAGUUUGACCCGUUGAGGUACACAAGGAACCUGGUGGAUAAAGGGAACGGAAAGUUCAAUCUCAUUUUACUCUGUUGGGGAGAGGGUCAAGGCAGCAGUAUCCAUGACCACACAAACUCCCACUGUUUCAUGAAGAUACUGAAAGGCGAACUGAAGGAGACGAUGUUUGAAUGGCCCGAUAAAAAAACACAUGACGGUGGCAACAUGGUUCAGAAAUCUCAGAGAAUCCUGAAAGAAAACAAGUGUGCCUACAUCAAUGAUUCCAUUGGGUUGCACAGAGUAGAGAACGACAGUCACACAGACGGUUCGGUCAGUUUGCACCUGUACAGCCCCCCCUUCGAUACCUGCCAGACCUUUGACGAGCGUACAGGGCACAAGAACACUGUCAAGAUGACGUUCUCGAGCACAUUUGGAGAGAAGACUCAACCUGAAACUACAGUCUCACAAGAAAACAACUGAGGCGCUGAAGAAGACAAUUGUGUUUGGAAUGACAGUGUUUUCAAUAGAGUCAACAUGAAACUGCAAAGAAGCAAAAAUAAUACCUAGAUAUAUAGGGGAUCUUAAUUUGAGCCAGUUUGCUACAGAAGGAACAUUAUUCUGCAGCAACAGGAAAUAGUAAAUUAUUAUGUUGAUUAUAAUGAAUGGACAUUUUUGUAUGGGAAAAUCAAGCCUGGAAUUUCAAAGUGGAAAUGACUAAAUCCAGAAGCCUUUUUAUACCUGAAAUACACUACAAGGUUUAAAUUCUCCUGCAACAUGGUGAUCAUAUUAAGAUCCUACAUCUGUACAACUAAACAACCUGUUUAUAUUAAUACAAUAAUAUGCCAUUUAGCAGACGCUUUUAUCCAAGCGACUUACAGUCAUGCGUGCAUACAUUUUUGUGUAUGGGU
Molecule: messenger RNA, 1065 nt
Organism: Coregonus clupeaformis (lake whitefish)
Lineage: Eukaryota; Metazoa; Chordata; Actinopteri; Salmoniformes; Salmonidae
Product: cysteine dioxygenase type 1-like
Exons: 5
Coding region: 26-637 (203 amino acids)
Biological process (GO): L-cysteine catabolic process
Molecular function (GO): cysteine dioxygenase activity; ferrous iron binding
Source: RefSeq, a predicted model, not a curated record